AUGGAAUCAGGUACCCUUGUUGUCCCAAAGAGCGAUGCUAGUCCAGAGCGAGAACGGGGAGACUUUGUGGAGAAAAGGGAAUCGCCUAUUUCCCAAUCCAAACCAGACCAGCGCACAAUAUCACAGGAAGAUCUCGCCUCACCGACUAUGAUGACAACAACAUCUGCUCUUCCCCCUCCCUCCUCUUCAAUACGGGUGCCAGAAUCAGCCAACAAAGACAACACCAACACCACUCCGUUUGCUUCGAAUGAACCCGCAGCCACUCCGGCUAUGGUCUCAUCGCAUCGUCCUGUCACAUCAGAUCCCACACAGCCUUCAAAAACCCCCGGUACCAGCACGACCAUAAGAGCAGAUACUCCCCCCUCGAUGACCAGCCAGCCUCUUGAUGCCCCAACUUCAGAACACUCUAUUGCAUCACAACCAGAUCCAUCAACCAACACCGCCUCUGAACCUCAGAAACAGCAGCCCGAUCCCUCCGCUCCUGCAACCAGUGGCUCUGAGGAGCCCAAACCCGCUGAUCCCGCAAUUGGCCCCUCCACAGACCUCACCACCACGAACAAAGAAGCAGAAGAUGUCGGCAAAUCAUUGGUAAUCAAUCUACUCCUGACGACAGGAGCUAGACACCCGUUCAAGAUCUCUACGAAGUACUUGCGCAAACGCCAGGUGGAUGUGCCAGAUUUCGACCCAUAUUUGAUGAGUGUAUAUACGUUGAAGGAACUGAUUUGGACGGAGUGGAGACAAGAGUGGGAACCUCGACCUUCAUCCCCAACCUCAAUUCGUCUGAUAUCGUUUGGAAAACUAUUAGAUGACAAAGGUUCGCUCUCAGAGUUGAAAUUAAGCCAAUCCUCCCCCAACGUCUUCCACAUGACCUUAAAACCACAGGAAGUCGUCGAUGAGGAAGAUGCUAAGGCCGCCAGGUCCGCUACCGGUCGGCAACGGGAUGGCGGUGAUCACAGCCCCCGAUGCCGAUGUAUCAUCUUGUAG
Messenger RNA from Paracoccidioides brasiliensis Pb18, 984 nucleotides. RefSeq lists its product as uncharacterized. The coding region runs from base 1 to 984 and encodes 327 amino acids. The transcript is spliced from 3 exons. The record is from RefSeq and is a predicted model, not a curated record.